GCGCGCUGGGUGUCCCGCCAACUGACACUGGGCUCGCGAUUCCUUGGAGCGGGUUGAUGACGUCAGCGUUCGAAUUCCAUGGCUGCGCGGCGGCAACGGAGCACCGGCGGCAGCAGGGCGACAGCAUUAUAUGGAAGCAAAAGAGUUAAUGAUGGCAACACAGCUCCAGAAGACCCUUCCCCUGCCAAGAAAACUCACAGAUGCCAGAGACAGGGGUCAAAAAAGAUGCCUGUGGCUGGAGGAAAAGCUAAUGACAGGACAGAAGACAAGCAAGAUGAAUCUGUGAAGGCCUUGCUGUUAAAGGGCAAAGCUCCUGUGGACCCAGAGUGUACAGCCAAAGUGGGUAAGGCUCAUGUGUAUUGUGAAGGAAAUGAUGUCUAUGAUGUCAUGCUAAAUCAGACUAAUCUCCAGUUCAACAACAACAAGUACUAUCUGAUUCAGCUAUUAGAAGAUGAUGCCGAGAAGAACUUCAGUGUUUGGAUGAGAUGGGGCCGAGUUGGGAAAAUGGGACAGCACAGCCUGGUGGCUUGUUCAGGCAAUCUCAACAAGGCCAAGGAAAUCUUUCAGAAGAAAUUCCUUGACAAAACAAAAAACAAUUGGGAAGAUCGAGAAAAGUUUGAGAAGGUGCCUGGAAAAUAUGAUAUGCUACAGAUGGACUAUGCCACCAAUACUCAGGAUGAAGAGGAAACAAAAAAAGAGGAAUCUCUUAAAUCUCCCUUGAAGCCAGAGUCACAGCUAGAUCUUCGGGUACAAGAGUUAAUAAAGUUGAUCUGUAAUGUUCAAGCCAUGGAAGAGAUGAUGAUAGAAAUGAAGUAUAAUACCAAGAAAGCCCCACUUGGGAAGCUGACAGUGGCGCAAAUCAAGGCAGGUUACCAAUCUCUUAAGAAGAUUGAGGAUUGUAUUCGGGCUGGCCAGCAUGGGCGAGCUCUCGUGGAAGCAUGCAAUGAAUUCUACACCAGGAUUCCGCAUGACUUUGGACUCCGUACUCCUCCACUAAUCCAGACACAGAAGGAGCUGUCAGAAAAAAUACAAUUACUAGAGGCUUUGGGAGACAUUGAAAUUGCUAUUAAGCUGGUGAAAACAGAGCUACAAAGCCCAGAACACCCAUUGGAUCAACACUAUAGAAACCUACAUUGUGCCUUGCGCCCUCUUGACCAUGAAAGUUAUGAGUUCAAAGUGAUUUCCCAGUACUUACAAUCUACCCAUGCUCCCACACACAGUGACUAUACCAUGACCUUGCUGGAUUUAUUUGAAGUGGAGAAGAAGGGUGAGAAAGAAGCCUUCAGAGAGGACCUUCAUAACAGGAUGCUUCUAUGGCACGGUUCCAGGCUGAGUAACUGGGUGGGAAUCUUGAGCCAUGGGCUUCGAAUUGCCCCACCUGAAGCUCCCAUCACAGGUUACAUGUUUGGAAAAGGAAUCUAUUUUGCUGACAUGUCUUCCAAGAGUGCCAAUUACUGCUUUGCGUCUCGCCUAAAGAAUACAGGACUGCUGCUCUUAUCAGAGGUAGCUCUAGGUCAGUGUAAUGAACUACUAGAGGCCAAUCCUAAGGCCGAAGGAUUGCUUCAAGGUAAACACAGCACCAAGGGGCUGGGCAAGAUGGCUCCCAGUCCUGCCCACUUUGUCACCCUGAAUGGGAGUACAGUACCCUUAGGACCAGCAAGUGACACAGGAAUUUUGAAUCCAGAUGGUUAUACCCUCAACUACAAUGAAUAUAUUGUCUAUAACCCCAACCAGGUCCGUAUGCGGUACCUUUUAAAGGUUCAGUUUAAUUUCCUGCAGCUAUGCUGAAUGUUGAUAUUAAAUAAACCAGAGAUCUGAUCUUCAAGCAAGAAAAUAAGCAGUGUUGUACUUUUGAAUUUUGUGAUACUUUAUAUAAUAAAAACUGUACAACUCU
Messenger RNA from Saimiri boliviensis boliviensis (Bolivian squirrel monkey), 1894 nucleotides. It is a transcript of the gene PARP2, whose product is annotated as poly(ADP-ribose) polymerase 2. Gene Ontology annotation, molecular function: NAD+ poly-ADP-ribosyltransferase activity. Gene Ontology annotation, biological process: double-strand break repair; protein poly-ADP-ribosylation. The record is from RefSeq and is a predicted model, not a curated record. Gene Ontology annotation, cellular component: nucleolus. Lineage: Eukaryota; Metazoa; Chordata; Mammalia; Primates; Cebidae.